AUGGCCAAGGAUGACAGCCCGUACGUAACAUCCGCCUUCGGUCAACCUGUUCCAACCGUCACCCAUUCGCUCCAGAUUGGAGGUUAUCCCGUAUCUUCUGACGUUCAUCUUUUCGAAAAGCAGCAAACGUUCAAUCGGGCCAAAGCCCUCGAGCGUAUGGUCCAUCCUAGCGGCUCGGGAGCGUUCGGCUACUUCGAAACAACCACCGACGAAGCUGGGAAGUUGAGCAAGGCUAUGUUCCUUCAGGGGGUAGGCAAGAACACCCCCGUUUUCACACGCUUUUCUACGGUGACUGUCGGAAAGGAGUUUCCGGACUCGUGUCGGAACCCGAGGGGGUUUGCGGUGAAGUUUUACACCGAGGGAGGGAAUGUAAGUGAUUAUUUUGCGGUUCCGCUGAAGGUGUCAUGGCCGGACGUCAUUCGAUCCCAACAACGCAACCCUCGCAACUUCCUGAUCGACUACGAUUCUUGGUACGACUUCCUUGCCAACGUUCCGGAGAGUAUGCACGCCGGAACGAUGCUCAUGUCUGACCACGGCACUCCCGUCGGCUGGAGAUUCAUGGAUGGGUUCGGUUGCCACACUUUCAAAUGGGUCAACGCAAGCGGUGCACAGACGUUCGUCAAGUAUCACUGGCUCUCGGAGCAGCCAAGAAGCAUUGCAUGA
Fimicolochytrium jonesii is the source of this 663-nucleotide messenger RNA. RefSeq names its product catalase-like domain-containing protein. Gene Ontology annotation, cellular component: mitochondrion; cytoplasm; peroxisome. Gene Ontology annotation, biological process: response to hydrogen peroxide; hydrogen peroxide catabolic process. Gene Ontology annotation, molecular function: catalase activity; heme binding. The coding region runs from base 1 to 663 and encodes 220 amino acids. The record is from RefSeq and is a predicted model, not a curated record. Lineage: Eukaryota; Fungi; Chytridiomycota; Chytridiomycetes; Spizellomycetales; Powellomycetaceae. The transcript is spliced from 2 exons.